Molecule: messenger RNA, 750 nt
Organism: Parastagonospora nodorum SN15
Lineage: Eukaryota; Fungi; Ascomycota; Dothideomycetes; Pleosporales; Phaeosphaeriaceae
Exons: 3
Coding region: 1-750 (249 amino acids)
Biological process (GO): rRNA catabolic process; U4 snRNA 3'-end processing; nuclear mRNA surveillance
Cellular component (GO): nucleolus; nuclear exosome (RNase complex); cytoplasmic exosome (RNase complex)
Source: RefSeq, a predicted model, not a curated record
AUGGUCGUCCCAGAGGCCACGCUCACCCACCUGAACCGCGCAGAUGGCUCGGCGACAUACACUCACAAUGGCUUCUCCAUCAUUGGCGCCGUCAACGGACCGAUCGAGGUGUUGCGCAGAGACGAGAUGCCAGAGGAAGCGACCAUCGAAGUCAAUGUAAGGCCGGCAGUCGGCGUUGGAAGCCCAAAAGAGCGCCACCUCGAGACCCUCCUCCACAACACGCUGCGCAGCAUAAUACUCACCCGUCUCAUACCGCGGACCCUCGUGCAGCUCACUCUGCAGGUGCGCUCAUUGCCCGAAGAAGACGCGAUGACUGGCAUAAGCAGCACCCUAACCAUCCUCCCACACCUCCUCCACACCGCUCUCCUCUCCCUCCUCAGCGCAUCGAUACCCCUCUCCACAACCCUGACAUGCGUCCUCGUCGCCCUCCCCGCGUCAUCCACGCCCCUCCUCUCGCCCACCGCCAACGAGCUGCUCCGCGCAAAACCCAUCAAAUCCGUGCACGUAUUUGCCUUCUCGGGCGACAGGCGGCUACUCCUGAACGAAAGCGACGGCAGCUUCAGCUACGAGGAGUGGGAAGAGGCGUGCGAGAUGGCCGAGGACGUGUGCUGCAGAGAGGAAGAGGGUGGUGUGAGUCUGGGGGGAGACAGCAUGGAUGUAGAUGGGCAGACCGAGAAUCUGGACAAGUGGCUGAGGGAGGUUGUCAGGCGGAAAGUGGAGUGGGAGCAGAGGUGGAAGAAUGGGACUUGA